AUGUCCGUCUUCGAGCCGGCAUCAAUGAUGGUCAAGUGCGAUCCUCGUCACGGCAAGUACAUGGCCUGCUGCAUGAUGUACCGUGGCGACGUGGUCCCAAAGGACGUGAACGCUGCCGUGGCCACCAUCAAGACCAAGCGCACCAUCCAGUUCGUGGACUGGUGCCCCACCGGCUUCAAGUGCGGCAUCAACUACCAGCCACCGACCGUGGUGCCCGGCGGUGACCUGGCCAAGGUGAUGCGCGCCUGCUGCAUGAUCUCGAACAGCACCGCCAUCGCCGAAGUCUUCUCCCGCAUCGACCACAAGUUCGACUUGAUGUACUCCAAGCGUGCCUUCGUCCACCACUACGUCGGCGAAGGCAUGGAGGAGGGCGAGUUCUCCGAGGCCCGCGAGGAUUUGGCAGCCUUGGAGAAGGCUGCACGGGGCUGUCAGAAACGAAUGUUGUACAGCACUGCUGCCGAGACUGCUUUGCCAUGCCCUUGUUCAAGAGGGCGAAGAUGCAUACUUUCAAUCCAAAUGCUGGCUAGGCAUUGA
Molecule: messenger RNA, 534 nt
Organism: Symbiodinium pilosum
Lineage: Eukaryota; Dinophyceae; Suessiales; Symbiodiniaceae
Source: the annotation of a GenBank genome assembly